AAUAAGCUGUUUUUUUUGAUAUAAUUUGAUGAUAAUGGAAAAAAUGAAGAUUUUUGUUUCGUGUUUUUUCAUCAUUAUUUCGAUUAUUAAAACUACAGCUUCUUAUACACCAGUGGUUAUGUAUCAUGGAAUGGGUGAUACAGCAUAUGGUAGCAUUAAUUCGGUAAAAACAUUUUUAGAAAGUAAAUUUCCUGGAAUCUAUGUUACAUCCAUUCAAAUGGGCAAUAAUGUUGAAGAAGAUUUUCUCAGUAGUUAUCUGAUGAAUUUAAAUGAACAAGUGGAAAAAGCUUGUACUAUGAUCAAAGCUGAUGUACGAUUAAAAAAUGGCUAUCAUUCAAUUGGUUUUUCACAAGGUGGACAAAUACUUCGUGCAAUUGCACAACGUUGUCCUGAACCACCGAUGAAGAAUCUAAUUUCUUUAGGUGGACAACAUCAAGGUGUUUAUGGAUUUCCAAAAUGUAUGGGAACCGUUAAAAUUUGUAAUUACAUUCGUGAAAUGCUUAAUUUUGGUGCCUAUGUUAAAUAUGUUCAAGAUAAUCUAGUACAAGCUGAAUAUUGGCAUGAUCCAUUGCAAGAAAAUUUAUACCGUGAUCGUAGUAUAUUUUUGGCCGAUAUUAAUAAUGUAAAACAACCACGAAAUGAAAGCUAUAAAAUUAAUUUAACAAGGUUACAAAAUCUUGUUUUGGUUCAAUUUCUUAAUGAUACCAUUGUACAGCCAAAAGAAAGUUCUUGGUUUCAAUUUUAUGAACCUGGUCAAGCAACUGUUGUUUACAAACUUCGUAAUUCAACAUUAUAUCAAGAAGAUUGGAUUGGUUUGAAAAAACUUGAUGAAACUAAACGAUUGAAAUUACUAGGUACCAUAGGUGAUCAUUUACAAUUUCAUGUACAUGGAAAAUGGUUUUACAAUGAAAUUGUUGAACCAUAUCUGUCAAAAUAGAUUAUUAUUAUUAUUAUUUACAAUUUACAAUCUAAUUUA
Dermatophagoides farinae (American house dust mite) is the source of this 976-nucleotide messenger RNA. It is a transcript of the gene Ppt1, whose product is annotated as Palmitoyl-protein thioesterase 1. Gene Ontology annotation, cellular component: lysosome. The record is from RefSeq and is a predicted model, not a curated record. Gene Ontology annotation, biological process: protein depalmitoylation; receptor-mediated endocytosis. Gene Ontology annotation, molecular function: palmitoyl-(protein) hydrolase activity. Lineage: Eukaryota; Metazoa; Arthropoda; Arachnida; Sarcoptiformes; Pyroglyphidae.